This is a messenger RNA of Saitoella complicata NRRL Y-17804, 2175 nucleotides long. Its product is annotated as kinase-like protein. The transcript is spliced from 2 exons. Gene Ontology annotation, molecular function: ATP binding; protein kinase activity. Lineage: Eukaryota; Fungi; Ascomycota; Saitoellomycetes; Saitoellales; Saitoellaceae. The record is from RefSeq and is a predicted model, not a curated record. Gene Ontology annotation, biological process: protein phosphorylation. Bases 1 to 2175 code for a protein of 724 amino acids.
AUGCUUAAGUGGAAUCAUGAAGCAUUCACCGAAGAAAGCUUUCUCGAUCCAUCAGAUACAUCCUCUGACGACUCCUCUGACCAGAGCCAGGAAGAUUUCAGUUCAGACGACACGGACCGAUUGAAACAAAUUGAAAGGAGGCAGAGCUCCGGGUUGACAGGCGAGACGGGGAAGCAUGGGCGGUUACUGCUGGCGGCACUGCUGGACACGUAUUGCGAGCUGUAUGAGACAGAGCCUGCACAAUCGAAGAAGUUGUUCUACCUUAUAUGUAGGCAGCUGAAGGGUAUGGGUAUCUUGGACGAGGAGUACAUCGAGGAGUUGAGCGGUGUGCGUGAGACUUACAAGCGCGCAUUCAAGACCCUCAUGGGUCAGGCUAAGGAGCUGCUGGAAGAUGACGGAGAUAUUCCUGAUCCAAUGGCACAUCAUGUCGAUGGUGUGAGCCGCAGGGCAAUUGGCUGGGAUGGAGACACAACGACAGAUUACUCCAGCUCCUCCGACGAUUCCGGAGACUCCGAAGACCACCUCGGUCAUUCCUCUUUCGAAAGGCCCGUCUUUACCAGGACCACUACUCCCAAAUCACCUGGUCUUACGCACCUCGAACGGAUGACCUUGAGUGACUGGUUGCUUCCUGACAAAGGCUCUCGCUACUGCAAUGAAUUCACCGAGGCUGCCAUGCUCGGCAAGGGUGGUUUUGGAUCCGUUUGGCGGGCAAAGAACCUCCUCGACGGCCGAGACUAUGCAGUCAAGAAGAUCAUUCUAGCACAGAAUAAGGUCGCGUACAGCAAGAUCUUCUCGGAGAUCAAGUGUUUAGCCAAGUUGGAUCAUCCGCACGUCAUCCGCUACUAUGGAAGCUGGCUGGAGCAUUCAGAGUUCGCGAAGAAGAAAAAGGGUCACACGCGAAACAAAGAGAAGAAACGACACUUGGCCGCAUUGGACGAACAAUUACUUUUUCACAUGGAAGAGGAGUUGUCUGAUGAUGAACGCGAAGAUAACCACCAUCACGAGGAGGAAGAGGAAGACACCGACGGCGGUGUUGUCUUUGGAGAUGAAGAAAUUCAUGAAUCGCCCGCAACUGACACUCCACCCUCAGCACAGAGUAGUCCGUGGGGAGCAUCUUCCAUUCCCCGCCUUUCCAUCCCCGUGCCGCCAUCUUCUUCGGUUCCGGCGCAUAUCCACCUCUCCACUUCACACAAGUCAAACAAAUCGAGUCUCAGCUCUUCAGUCGAGACGAUUCCUCGUUCACCUGACUUCUCCGCCUCCUUCUCCAUCGGCGGACCUCGGCCGCGUCCAGUUUCCACCCUCGCGAAGACACGAGCCCGGGCCGCUUCGCUGAUCGGGUCGACCACGACGUGUCUUACGCUGUUCAUUCAGAUGCACAUUUGUACGCUGACGUUGGCGGACCACCUGAUGGAGAGGGACUACCUCUCGUCGGGUCCACUCUCGACGCAUGUCAUUCAGUCGACGUAUCUCCCGCUCUUCCGUUCCGUUCUUGAGGGCGUGCACUACGUUCAUCACGAUCACGGGCUCGUGCAUCGCGACAUCAAGCCCAAGAACGUUUUCCUGGACGUUAUUCCUCGCGAACGAAGCGGGGCAGUAGAACUAUACGUCCACAAACUUCAGCGGCAGGUCUGGGUCCUCCCCAAGAUCGGGGAUUUUGGCCUCUGUGUCGAAGACGGGCAAAAGAUGCGGAGCAAGCGGGGUGAGGGAACAGCGGCAUAUGCCGCACCCGAACAACUGAACGGGAAGUUAGUAGAAGGAGAUGCCAUCGCCAGCCAGAAAGCCGACGUGUACUCCCUUGGAAUCCUCUUAUUCGAGCUUCUGCACCCCUUUUCGACGAGUAUGGAACGGGCCAACAUGCUGCAUAACCUCCGUCGCGGCGUGUUACCCGAGGCGUUCUGUGCCGCGCAUGGACGGGAAGCGGCAUUGAUUAUGUGGAUGUUGUCGCACCAGCCGUCGAAGCGUCCGACAUGUCAGGAUUUGUUGGAGAUGGAUGAUGCGGUAAUGAGUGCCAGCGGAACACUGCUGCGGUCGCCGCCACGGAAGGAGCGUGAGGGAUCGCGGGAGAACGGCGAGGUGGAUGAACUAAGGCGUCGUUUGGUGGAGAUGGAGAUGGAGAAUAGGAGAUUGAGAAGUUUGGUUGGGGAGCUGCAAGGAGGGGAUGGGCGUCAACGCUGA